CAUAUAAAUUCGCGUCAACGUGAUUUCAAAUCAGGCUUCGGUCAGUGAUCACACAAUGGCUUUGAAAAUCUUGUGUUUCCUCAGUCUUCUGGCGUUCUGUCAUGCUGGAGUUCUUCCGUUCUUUGAUCCCAGGAUCGUGAAUGGGGAAGAUGCUAAACCAGGCGAGAUUCCAUAUCAGGUUUCCCUUCAACAAAAAUAUUCUUCCUUCCACUUUUGUGGUGGAUCAGUCUUGAAUAAUUACUACGUUAUUACCGCAGCUCACUGUGUUGAGAAUCAAAAUGCCAGAGAUAUAAAAGUUGUUGCUGGCACCAUUAACUUAACUGACCCGAAAUCGGAGCAUAAUGUUGUCAAAAUUACUGUACACAAAGAAUAUGAUCCAAGUAAUUCUUAUAUUAACGAUAUUGCUUUACUAAAGGUGGAUAGGUCUCUUGAAAGAUUUGAACAUGUUCCCCUGCUACCAAAAGGUGAUGUCGUUAAACCUAAUGAUAUUGCUGUUGUGUCAGGAUGGGGCAGGCUUUGGCAAGGGGGACCAACCACUGUUAAGUUACAACGAGUCAACAUUCUGAUCGGUGAUCAGAGCUAUUGUAAAUAUAUGUACAACCGUAUAGGAUACAAUAUUUAG
Monomorium pharaonis (pharaoh ant) is the source of this 622-nucleotide messenger RNA. RefSeq names its product mite allergen Der f 3-like. The record is from RefSeq and is a predicted model, not a curated record. Gene Ontology annotation, molecular function: serine-type endopeptidase activity. Gene Ontology annotation, biological process: proteolysis. Bases 56 to 622 code for a protein of 188 amino acids. Lineage: Eukaryota; Metazoa; Arthropoda; Insecta; Hymenoptera; Formicidae. The transcript has 7 exons.